AUGGAUCUUUCAACGGCUUAUCGUUACAAUCAAAACAUGAUGGAAUAUUACACAUGUCACGGUGGCGUCAAUCAACUGGGAGGUGUCUUUGUGAAUGGUCGUCCCCUACCCGAUGUUGUACGACAGAGAAUCGUGGAGUUAGCCCACAAUGGUGUCCGUCCCUGCGACAUAUCACGCCAAUUGAGGGUAAGCCAUGGCUGCGUUUCUAAGAUUUUGUCGAGAUAUUACGAGACUGGUAGUUUUAAAGCCGGAGUCAUCGGAGGCUCCAAGCCCAAGGUUGCCACCCCACCAGUAGUCGAUGCAAUUGCUAAUUAUAAACGAGAGAAUCCCACAAUGUUCGCUUGGGAAAUUCGGGAUCGAUUACUGGCCGAAGGUAUAUGUUCGCAAGAUAAUGUUCCCAGCGUAUCAUCCAUUAACCGGAUCGUUCGGAACAAGGCCGCGGAGAAGGCCAAGCACGUCCACCAUCAUCAGCAGCACCAAAUGCCACAAGGCCUGGCCAGUGGACACAAUGCCAGUGAAAGUCUCGACAGCAGCACGGGAGCGGCAAGUGAGCAGCAAAUUCAGAUUCAGCCGAGCACCGCAACCGGCACCAGCAAUUCCAGCAAUAAUAACAAUAACAACAACAGCAGCAACCCAUCGGCAUCAGUUAUUAGCCAUACGCCAUCUGCAACGGUAUCGGGAACAGGAUCAGGAUCUGGAUCAGGAUCGAGUGCUGCCAGGCAAGAAAUUGGAAGCACCAACAACAGUGUCAGUGCUACAAGUCAACAGGCUGCUGAACAGCGUUCAUCUGGUUCGGGUUCUGGUUCCGGUUCCGGUUCCGGCUAUAGUAUAAAUGGCAUAUUGGGUCUACAGCACGGACAUCAUCUGCACAACCCUAACACCAACACCAAUACAAACAACAACAACAACAACAGCAAUAGCACUAACAACAACAACAACAAUAUAUCGGAUCCAAACUGCAAACGCAAAAGAAUCGAAGUACAUGAUGAGAAUCGUGAUGUUAAUAUGCAUUCCGAAGACGAUGUCAAGCGACAGCGAUUGGCCUACGGCGGAGAUCAGAUAUAUUCUAACAUUUGGUCUGGUAAAUGGUGUAUCAAGGAUGAGCACAAGUUGCUCUCAGAACUGGGAAAUUUGACAACCGGCACUGGAAACGGAGCUCCAACCUAUUAUGAGGCACCAAAUGGAUUUCCAUCGAGCUCAAUCUCAUGUGCGACUGUGGGAAGUACUGUUGGGAAUGAUUCAUCUAUGUUGUAUGAUAGCAUUGCAACGAUAUCACAGGGACAGAGCACAUUAUAUACUCCGCCGAUAGGACCCCCAAUUGCUUGUGGCUCCGUAGUGCCAAGUUCUGAUUACGCAUAUAGUCCUGCCUAUACCCAGUAUGGCGGUGCUUACGGAUCGUACAGUUAUAACACCAGUAGCGGUCUAAUCAACUCGUCGUACUAUUAUGAAUGUGGUCAAAAUCAAGCACCCCUCAACCAGGAUUUACGAUCACCCCUCGCCGCAACCAGGGCCAAUUCUUUAGCCUCUGCAGCUUCGCCAACUGGAAGUGCGUGCACCAAGUCGGAAACAUCAGAUAUAUUUCUCGUUUAGUGCCUGGAUCAAUCUUAAAUAUAUAUGCAUAUAUGAAACCCAAUUCUGUACAAGGCGGAACAUUCAGGGAAAGAGAGAAUCUUUCAAAGUUACUAUAUGUAUUUAUGCGAACAUAUAUCACCGGUUUGGUUCGGAUUUCACAUUUGUUUUUACCCUCCGAACCUGAACUUAAACCGAGCCGCUUUCUUAAAAAAAGGAGGUUUGAGAAUGAAAUACAAGCAAAAUUUGGAGUAUGACGAUGAUAGUUUAAAUGGCGAUGAACUGAACUCACGAGAACAAUUCUCAUACAAUUAGUUAAUUUGCAUUUACAAAUCGAUUCACAAAUAUACACGUACGAGAAUGUAUAUUCGAGUA
Molecule: messenger RNA, 1944 nt
Organism: Drosophila innubila
Lineage: Eukaryota; Metazoa; Arthropoda; Insecta; Diptera; Drosophilidae
Gene: sv
Product: homeobox protein 5
Exons: 8
Coding region: 1-1590 (529 amino acids)
Biological process (GO): regulation of transcription by RNA polymerase II; anatomical structure development
Molecular function (GO): RNA polymerase II cis-regulatory region sequence-specific DNA binding; DNA-binding transcription factor activity, RNA polymerase II-specific
Source: RefSeq, a predicted model, not a curated record